This is a messenger RNA of Gymnogyps californianus (California condor), 3973 nucleotides long. RefSeq names its product FYN binding protein 1 (gene FYB1). The transcript is spliced from 18 exons. Gene Ontology annotation, biological process: integrin-mediated signaling pathway; protein localization to plasma membrane; T cell receptor signaling pathway. Gene Ontology annotation, cellular component: plasma membrane. NCBI's taxonomy places the organism in Eukaryota, Metazoa, Chordata, Aves, Accipitriformes, Cathartidae. The record is from RefSeq and is a predicted model, not a curated record. Gene Ontology annotation, molecular function: protein binding; lipid binding. The coding region runs from base 22 to 2562 and encodes 846 amino acids.
AAGGCAGAUGUGAAGUCACUCAUGGCGAAAUUUAACACGGGUAACAGCCCCACAGAGGAUGUUUCUGGUAACAGUCGACCCUUCAAAGUCCCAGGACAACCUAUCCAUACAGGAUUACAGACGAGGAAAGCAGCACUUGAGAAAUUUGCAAGCCAAGGAAAUGCAACUUCUCCUUCAGGACCCAGUACCUUUCACAAACCUGCUCAUCCUAAGCCUCCUCUGGGGGUCAAGCCUUCAAUUGAUGAUAAACCAGAGAAGGAUCCAAAGCCCCCAUAUUUGAAACCAGUGGCACAAAGGUUUGGGGUUCAGCUUCAGGCAACUAACAGAGAAAAUGAUGGAAAAGCUGGAUGCACUAAACCCCCCACCAAAACCAGUGACUUGGCAAAAGAAGAGCCAAAGCCUCUGUAUCCAAAACCUGCAGGGAACAAGUUCCUUAAUUCUGCUCCUCAUGAGAAAGAAAAAAAUCCUCUGGGAACAAAACCAAAUUCAAAUUUUGCACCGCAAGAGAGUGAGGCAAAACCAUCAUUUUCAAAAGUAACUGGAGUUAAGGAAAAGUUCAUGUCUGCAACACAAGAAAAUGAGCCCAAGCCUCCUUUCUCUAAACCACCUCUUUCACAGAAACCUUCUCUAAACCAUGAGGUCUCCCACAAUGAAGACACUUCUAAUAAAAAUGUUUUUCUGCAAAAAGGACUAUCAGGCCCUAGACCAAAUAUACACUCAUUUAAAGCAGCAAAGGAAAUGGAUGAAAAUAGUAACUGUGCUGCAGAAGCUGCAGGCAGUCAUUUUUCUAACAUGGCUCUGAAGCCUACUGGCCACUGGUCCAGCUCAUCUCAAGGCACCCCCAAAAAUGUGGAGGAAAAGACUGAAGAAAUGGGAAUGAGUGCUGCCAAGAACAUCUUUCUCAACAAAAUCAUGCAGGAAGAAUCAGGUUCUUCUUCUCCUAAGUUCCAUAAGACGAAUACAGCACUUGCUGCAGGAAGGCCAUCAGGUGGAUCACAAGAGAAAGAGGAUGGGGACAGGAGCUCAGGAACCCCCAAGCGGAAAGCCUUGCCCCCGCUGUUCAAGCUGGGCCAGCCCCCACAGAAGCCCAGCAGACCCCCCAGCGUGGACCUGGAAAGGUUCCGGAAGAGCAGCCCAAAAGACAGCCCUAAAAAUGAAGGUUUGAAACAGACAACACCUUCCUCAGCAGCACUCUCCCCACCUGUACCUCCACCACACUCUGCCACGCAGUUGCCACCUCCUCCACCAGCCUUUCAUCCAUCCCUGCAGUCCCCAGCAGCUCCCAGCCUGCCUCCCAGAAACAUCAAGCCCAGCUCUGAAACAACAAGCCCAGACAAUGAAGAAAAUUAUGAUGAUGUUGAAUUUCUUUCACAGGGUCAUGGAAAUGCAGAGGGGGGCCAAGAAAGUGAUGGAGAGAUGUAUGAAGACAUAAAUGACAUCAGAUCAUCAAGGGGAAAAGAGAAGAAGCGGGACAAGGGAGAAAAGAGAAGAAUGGACCAAGAGAAGAAAGAACAAAAGGAAAAAGAGAAGAAAGAGCAGGAAAUAAGGAAGAAGUUCAAAUUAACGGGACCCAUCCAAGUCCUUCAUCAAGCACGAGCUUGUGUUGACCACAAGGGAGGGAAGAAUGAGCUGACUAUCAAACAAGGGGAUGAGAUUGAAAUAAUUCGCCUCACAGACAACCCAGAAGGAAAAUGGCUGGGCAGGAUAAAAGGAUGUUAUGGAUACAUUAAAACAACUAUGGUGGAGAUUGAUUAUGAUUCUUUAAGAAGAAAGCAACAACCAUCUACCAGAACUGCUGUGAAACAACCAGAGAGUGACCAAGAAGUGUAUGAUGAUGUUGGAGAGCAGGACAGUAUUAGCAGUCAGAGUGGUGGUCGAAGUGGAGCUGGAAACAUGUUCCCACCUCCUCCUUCUGAUCAAGAAAUUUAUGACGGGAUUGAUGAUGAAGAUGCUGUAACUAGGUCUGUAUCACAGGAUGAAGAUAAGAAUGAUAUCUGGUCCUGGGGAAUCUUGAAGAGACUAAAGGUCAAAGAUGACAAAAAGAAAAGUAUACGAGAAAAAACAACCAAAGUCAAUGGGGCAGAAGAUAAUGGAGAUCUGUUCAGGUCUCCUUCAACAAAGCAUUUUGGAAAAGAUUUUGGAGACAAUGAUGUUUAUGAUGAUGUAGAUUCUUCAGACUUCCCUCCUCUACCGCCUGAACUCAAUUCAUCAAAAUCAGCAAGCCUUGGAAAACGUACAUCAGAUGAAAAAGAUGCACAAAAGCUUAAAAAGAUGGAAAGAGAAGAGAAAGAGUUCAGAAAAAAGUUCAGAUUUGAAGGUGAAAUUAAAGUUCUUUACUCUACCACCACAGUCCAGGAUUUGCCCCAGAGAAGAUGGGGAUCUAAAGACUUACAAGUUAAACCAGGGGAGUCUCUUGAAAUUAUAGAAAGUACAGAUGAUACCAAGGUCCUGUGCAGGAAUGAAGAAGGAAAAUAUGGCUACGUUCUGAGAAGCAAUUUAGUUGAGAAUGAUGGAGAGAUUUACGAUGAUAUUGGUGAUGAUUGCAUCUAUGAUAAUGACUGAUGCAGAAUUCCAUGCAAGUAAGAGCUUCAUUGAAGAUCAAAAUCUAUUUUGGACUUCCUAAUUGUGAAAGCAAAAGAAGUCACUAAAGCUGAUUACAAGUUAAUUGGUUACACUCUUCUAAAUGUACAAUUAACCUUUUUUAGGAUUUCAGGGUUUUGUCAUCCCUUGCUUUGUAUGACAUUCGUAUUGCCAUUUAUCUGAGCAAUUAAAAUUCAGGGAGUAUGUGCUAAAGUUAAGGUUAUAAUUUUCCACUUCCUUUCCACAUUUGUAACAGUCCAUGUAAAAACAGUUCUUCAAUUAGCUAUACCCAAAGAGGCCAGUUAAGGUCUAUGAAUGAUACAGAGGACAACAAAGCCUGGGAACAGGUUCUACUCUGGCUCUGGUCUAUUAAACACCAGAGACUGCCACUCUGGGGAGGACAGCAUCCUGAAAAGAAAUGCUUCUUUUGGUGAUAACAUCCUGUUGUGAAAACAGGAAAUCAAAAGUGGGCAUCAGAGAAGACAAUACAUUGCUGACCUGCCAUUCCAACUGUAACAGCGCUAGCUACACUGACAUGUACAGCCAUGUACAAUUAUUGCUGAAGUUUCUUUUCCUACAUUGUACUAAUGAUAGAAUACCAUUUUCUAAAAUUUAUUUGACCAUUUUGACUAACAUUAAUAGUAAAAUAGUAACAAUGUCAUAUGUGUUACAUACAGCACUCUCAGAUAUAAACCACAGAAGAGUCUACUUUAUAGUAUAGUGUUGCUCAAAAUAUAUUCAGAAUAUCUAGGUUAAGAUUUAAUUUCUGUUUAGUUUGAAGAUAUGUUGUUGUUGUCACUAUAGUAAUUUAGUAACGGACCUAUAGUAAUUAAAACGGACCUAUAAACUGGUGAUAAAGUGGUUGGAAAUAACUUCUAGACUAAAUAUAUAAGUAUAUUUGUCACACCAUUUUGAUAGUAUCUUUUUCUUCUAAGUACUAUAUUUUACACUAGAGUUGGCUAAAUGAGGGUAUAGAAAUUAACAUUUCCAUGCUUAUCCAUUGUAGAAACAACAUUUAUUCCUAAAGAUCAUUGGUGAUGCUGUUCUCUGAAUGAGCAAGUAGCAAAUCAAAGUAAAAUGAACAGAUGAAUCAUAAUAAUAUCACUUUGCACUUAUAUAUCAGAACUCACUGGAAAUCAAAAAGACGUUUACAGUGAACUCCCAAUAAAGAGGGUGAGCAUGUGCAAAAAAUGGAACGUGUAUUUGUAAUAUGUGAUGCUUUUGCUGUAGUGCAAGAUAAUCAAAAACCUGUAACAACCAAUCUGGCUGGAUCAGUGUAAGCAACUCCUCUUGAUAAUCAAGUCUCCUAUAAUCCUCAAGGGAAGUAAGGUACACUGUGCAAACCAGUGCAAUGUAGCAAGCUAGCAAGUUUAGUUUAUAAACUUAAAAAAAU